GCUGGUUUAGCGGACGGUCUUACACUUUUACCCCAAACUCCAUUUCUCCAGUGUCUGCCCCACCUUAUUGGCACGAACCUGAACCAGCAAAGCCCCAGCGUACAGCGUAUCCGAGGCCGUUCUCAGCUGCAGGACCAGUCAAGGUCGCAAUCAUGGCGAAGGGCAAUGUUCUUGUUACCGGUGGGAUGGGAUAUAUAGGGUCCUUCACGUCUCUCGCGCUUCUUGAGGCAGGAUAUAGUGUCGUCAUUGCCGACAGUCUAUAUAAUUCUUCAGACGAGGUGCUCAAUCGUAUUGAACUGAUCUGUGGCAAACGCCCCGGUUUCUUCAAGUUAGACGUCACCGACGAAGCUGCUUUUGACAGGCUAUUUGAUGAGAAUCCUAGCAUUGACAGCGUGAUUCAUUUUGCUGCUCUAAAGGCAGUGGGAGAAUCCGUCGAGAGGCCUUUAGAUUACUACAAUACUAAUGUCUACGGAACACUGUGCCUAUUACGCUCAAUGGUCCGUCAUAAUGUGACGAAUAUCGUCUUCUCGAGUUCUGCAACCGUCUACGGUGACGCGACACGUUUCGAGAAUAUGAUUCCCAUACCUGAAGAGUGCCCCUUGGGUCCAACUAAUCCUUAUGGAAAUACAAAGGUUAUCGCUGAGACUGCGAUUACAGAUGUUAUCAGCUCGCAGCGCACCAAUGCGAUUAAGGCUGGAAAUGCAGAAGAUGCUGAAAAGUGGAAUGCGGCUCUGCUGCGCUAUUUUAACCCUGCAGGUGCUCACCCGAGCGCAAUCAUGGGCGAGGAUCCACAGGGCGUGCCGUACAACCUGCUUCCACUGCUUGCACAGGUAGCUACGGGGAAACGAGAAAAGCUCUUUGUGUUUGGAGAUGAUUACGCUUCUCAUGACGGCACCGCUAUCCGUGACUACAUUCAUAUCCUUGAUCUUGCAAAUGGCCAUCUGGAAGCCCUCAACUAUCUCCGUGACAACCGUCCCGGUGUCCGCGCUUGGAACCUGGGCACCGGCAAAGGCAGCACCGUCUUCGACAUUAUCAAGGCUUUUAGCAAAGCUGUUGGCCGCGACUUGCCAUAUGAGGUCGUUGCCCGUCGCGAUGGUGAUGUUCUCGAUCUAACCGGGAACCCGUCUCGUGCGAAUCGUGAAUUGGGAUGGAAGGCCACACGAACUCUCGAGCAAGCCUGCGAAGACCUUUGGCGGUGGACAAAGAACAAUCCCCAGGGAUAUCGACAGUCACCACCAGAGGAAUUUCUCGCCAAGCUAAAACAAAAUUAAGGGGCCGGCAUUUGAAUUUAUUGUGAUAUACAGUUUCAAGGGAAGGGUAAAUAUAACGGCGAAUAAUAAGCAAAAGCAAUCGAUUUGGGUUGGUACUGUGGGGAAAUAAUGCUCUUUUGUUCACUCCGGAAGUAUAGUUCGUCCGGUGAUGUUCUGGUUCUAUAUUGCUUGAUAGAUUGCCGUGUAUGUAGGGAGAUAGUGCAAUCG
Coccidioides posadasii C735 delta SOWgp is the source of this 1478-nucleotide messenger RNA. It is a transcript of the gene GAL10, whose product is annotated as UDP-glucose-4-epimerase. Gene Ontology annotation, biological process: beta-D-galactose catabolic process via UDP-galactose, Leloir pathway. Lineage: Eukaryota; Fungi; Ascomycota; Eurotiomycetes; Onygenales; Onygenaceae. Gene Ontology annotation, molecular function: UDP-glucose 4-epimerase activity. The record is from RefSeq and is a predicted model, not a curated record. Gene Ontology annotation, cellular component: cytosol.